Ochlerotatus camptorhynchus is the source of this 3768-nucleotide messenger RNA. It is a transcript of the gene beta'COP, whose product is annotated as coatomer subunit beta'. Bases 147 to 3002 code for a protein of 951 amino acids. The record is from RefSeq and is a predicted model, not a curated record. NCBI's taxonomy places the organism in Eukaryota, Metazoa, Arthropoda, Insecta, Diptera, Culicidae. The transcript has 14 exons. Gene Ontology annotation, biological process: intracellular protein transport; intra-Golgi vesicle-mediated transport; endoplasmic reticulum to Golgi vesicle-mediated transport. Gene Ontology annotation, molecular function: structural molecule activity; protein binding. Gene Ontology annotation, cellular component: COPI vesicle coat.
UCAUCAUUUCGAGCCACGUCUAAACUCGGAUCGCGGUGAAUUUUUCUCCCGGAUAGCUCGUUGUGUUUCGCGUUCCAUGUCGGUGCUGUUUCUGGAACGAUUUUUCGGUGGAAAAUAGUGUCUGAAAUUGCAGAAAAUUUGUGAAAAUGCCACUCCGACUGGACAUCAAGAGACGGCUAACGUCCCGUUCCGAUCGUGUUAAAUCAGUGGAUCUACAUCCGACGGAACCAUGGAUGCUGUGCGCCCUGUACAAUGGGCACGUUCACGUAAUGAACUACGAAAAUCAGCAGCUGGUGAAGGAUUUCGAAGUAUGCGACAUCCCGGUUCGAUGUGCUCGCUUCGUUGCCCGCAAAAAUUGGAUUAUCACCGGCUCGGACGACAUGCAGGUCCGAGUAUUCAACUACAACACCCUGGAGAAGGUACACUCGUUCGAGGCCCACACAGACUACGUCCGCUGCAUUGCGGUGCACCCGACACAGCCGCUGAUCCUGACCAGCAGCGAUGAUAUGCUCAUCAAAUUGUGGAACUGGGAAAAGGUGUGGUCCAUGCAGCGGGUGUUCGAAGGUCACACUCACUACGUCAUGCAGAUCGUGUUCAACCCGAAGGACAACAACACAUUCGCCAGUGCCUCGCUGGAUCGAACCGUCAAGGUGUGGCAGCUGGGCUCGAAUGUACCCAACUUCACGCUGGAAGGGCACGAGAAGGGAGUGAACUGUGUGGAUUACUACCACGGAGGUGAUAAGCCCUACUUGAUAUCCGGUGCCGACGAUCGGUUGGUCAAAAUUUGGGACUACCAAAAUAAGACGUGCGUCCAGACGCUGGAGGGGCACGCACAGAACGUCUCGGCGGUCUCGUUCCAUCCGGAGCUGCCCAUUGUGCUGACGGGUUCCGAGGAUGGAACCAUCCGGAUUUGGCACUCGGGCACGUACCGGCUGGAGACGUCGCUGAACUAUGGCUUCGAACGGGUGUGGACCAUCGCCUGCAUGCGGGGAACGAACAAUGUGGCGCUUGGCUACGACGAGGGUUCCAUCAUCAUCAAGGUCGGCCGCGAGGAACCGGCCAUGUCGAUGGACGUCAACGGUGGCAAAAUCGUGUGGGCCCGGCACUCGGAGAUGCAACAGGUCAACCUAAAAGCCCUGCCCGAGGGCACAGAAAUCAAAGACGGCGAACGGCUACCGGUGGCCGUCAAGGACAUGGGAGCCUGUGAAAUCUAUCCCCAGACAAUCGCUCACAACCCGAACGGACGAUUCGUAGUCGUCUGCGGUGACGGCGAGUACAUCAUCUACACCUCGAUGGCCCUCCGCAACAAGGCCUUCGGCUCGGCCCAGGAGUUCGUGUGGGCGUCGGAAAACAGCGAGUACGCCGUACGGGAAUCCAGCGGCACGGUGAAGCUGUUCCGCAACUUCAAGGAACGGAAAAGCUUCACCCCGGACUACGGCGCAGAAGGAAUAUUCGGCGGACAACUGCUGGCAGUCAAGACCUCCUCCGGUUUGUCGUUCUACGAUUGGGAGAAUCUCGAGCUCAUCAGACGAAUCGAAGUCCAACCAAGACACGUAUUCUGGAACGAAGCCGGUACGUUGGUGUGCCUGGCCACGGAGGACUCGUACUUCAUCCUGCAGGUCGACAUCGGCAUGAUUCAGAAUGCCCUGACCACGAAGCAGCAGCUCAGCGAAGAUGGGAUCGAGGAAGCGUUUGACGUUCUGGGCGAAGUCAACGAAGCGGUUCGCACCGGACUGUGGGUCGGCGAUUGCUUCAUCUACACCAACUCGGUCAACCGGAUCAACUACUACGUCGGCGGGGAGAUUGUCACCAUUUCCCACCUGGACCGGACGAUGUACUUGCUCGGAUACGUGCCGAAGGAUAAUCGCCUCUACCUCGGCGACAAGGAACUGAACGUGACCAGCUUCGCGCUGCUCCUGUCGGUGCUGGAGUACCAAACGGCAGUCAUGCGACGGGACUUCGAAACGGCGGACCGGGUGCUGCCGACCAUCCCGAAAGAGCACCGCACCCGGGUGGCGCACUUCCUCGAGAAGCAAGGUUUCAAACAGCAAGCCCUGCAGGUUUCCACCGAUCCGGAACAUCGGUUCGAUUUGGCGCUGCAGAUCGGCGAUCUGGACACGGCCCUAGUGCUAGCCCGGGAAUCGGACAGCCCCCAGAAGUGGUCCCAGCUGGCCAGCAUCGCCACCAGCAAGAACAAAUUCGACCUGGUCAAAGAGUGUCUCACCAAUGCGAACGACUUCGGCGGCCUGCUGCUGCUGGCGACCAGUUCCGGCGACGAAGGCAUGCUUCGGAAUCUGGGAGAGAACGGUGUAUCGCAGGGCAAAUUCAACAUCUCCUUCCUGUCGAUGUUCCUGCUCGGGGAUUUGGAAAAAUGCUUGGAGAUUCUCAUCCAAACCAAUCGGAUACCGGAAGCGGCAUUCUUCGCUAGAACCUACAUGCCGAACAAGGUGUCCUACGUGCUGGACAUUUGGCGAACGGAGCUGGCCAAGAUCAACGAGAAGGCCGGCCAAAGUCUAGCCGAUCCGCAGCAGUACGAAAAUCUGUUCCCCGGUUUCUACGAGUCGGUCAAGACGCAGCAGUUCCUGCUGCCGGAACGGUCGACCCUGCUACCGGCCCAGUCUGCCAUCGAUGUCCCCCUGAAUCUCGACCGGGAUCCCAUAGCGGAGAUGAGACAGGCGGAAAACGAAGGACGGUUCGAUUACGAUCCGAGUGCCGCGGCCACCGGUGCGGAAGGUGCCACAAGCAGUGCGACGGAAGGCAACAAACCCACAUUAUCCAACGUGAUGGAAGAAGCACUGAUAGCGACAACGGCCGGAACGCCCGCACCCUCGGUCACGGUGGGAAAUAUUCCUCUAGCCUUCCAGCCUGCACCAUCCGCCGCCAGCCAGAUCAAGCGGAAGAGCUCGCUCGACGACUUCGAGUCCGAGAUCGAGGCCCUCAAUCUGGACGAUAAUAUCGACACUUCUGAUGUAAAUAUAGAUGACGAUCUGUUGAGUGAUUGAGAUGGGCUGCGGAUGUUCCGAACAGGGAUGCUCAGAGAAAGCGAGAGAACGAGAGAGCAGGAGAAUUUCCCCUUACCCUCCCUUUUAGUAGCGAUAGAAGAGUAUAUAGAAGUUUAUUAUAAUUAAAUCUAAUGGAAGAAGUAUGUUAAGGAAAAUUUAAAUAAAAAAAAAUAAUAAACGAGCAGGAGAAGAAUGUUGCAGCAACGUAAAAAAAAAAAUCAUCAAUGGAACAUUUUUUUUUCAACAUCCUUCUUGAGUAUGAUGGCGUUCAUCAUGCCAAACUGUGGGACAGACAACAAGUAUUUUAAACAGGCUAGUAGUUCCGUACCAACGACGGUUCUUUUUCUCUGUUUUCGCACCUGCAAAGAAUAAAUUGUUCUCAGUUACGAAACAGCAAGUGCGAAGGUAAAUAGCAUUUAGGUAAUCUUGAAUUUUCCUUGUUUCUCAUUUCCCGCCAAGCAUGAUUGAGGUUUGUUUCAAACAAAUCAAACAUAGCGAGUGAUCGAAACUCGCAAAACUAGGAAGAUGUUGCUACUUUUCUAAUUGCUGUCUAGGGAUUUUUUUUUUGCAUUAUAUGUUAUCACUUACCGAUUACGAUUGAUUAUUAUGAUUACAUAUUACAAUUGCUACACCAUUAAUUGGCUAUAUCUACGCAUUCGCAUCUUUGUUGUGCACAUCUCUGAACGACAAAGACAGAAGAAGGAUACAUUUACUAUGUGGAGAAAACAGCGAAGCUACCAAUAUAAGGAAAUCAAUAUAUUACAAA